This is a messenger RNA of Arctia plantaginis, 2439 nucleotides long. The record is from the annotation of a GenBank genome assembly. NCBI's taxonomy places the organism in Eukaryota, Metazoa, Arthropoda, Insecta, Lepidoptera, Erebidae.
AUGAGUAAAUCCAAGAUAUCAGCAGAAUGGAAGAAACGAGUAAAGUGCGAGUAUAUGAGGCUUCGCCAAAUCAAGCGGUUCAAACGCGCAGACGAAGUUAAAGUUGCAUGGGCACGCAAUCUACGGCUAAUGUCGGAAGCUAUUGAAGCUCGUGAUACCGAAAGUAUUGAAAGAGGACGAAAACCGUUUUGGCCGCCUCCUGCACCUAGUUGUAAUCAUGAGAGUCUCAUGAAGAAAGCUGAAGUCUCUUACACAGAUGCUUAUGGUGUUGUAACAACCCAACAAGUUCCAAUACGCAUCAUUAACUCGGUCAACCCAAUACCUACGAUGUACACCUGGGCCCCCACACAGAAAAAUUUUAUGGUUGAAGAUGAAACAGUACUGCACAACAUUCCGUAUAUGGGCGACGAGGUCCUGGAUCAGGACGGUACUUUCAUCGAGGAGCUCAUAAAGAACUACGACGGGAAAGUGCAUGGUGACAAAGAAGGUGGAUUCAUUGAUGACCAACUGUUCGUAGCGUUGGUCAAUGCAUUAAUGUCCUUUCAAACUAAGGAUGAAGUAACAGAGGAGCGAAGGGAAAGAGAGAAAGAAGCUAGGGAAGCUAGAUUGUCUAAGGAAGAAAAGGAGAAAGAAUCUGAAAAAGAUAAGCCUAAAGAAAAAGACAAAGAUAAACAAAAAGAUAAGGACAAAGAUAAAAACAAAGAUUCUGACAAAGAAAAAAAUAAAGAUGCAGAGAAGGAUUCUGACAAGGAAAAAGGCGAAACCAGCAAAGAAAAGGAGGAAAAGUUGCCGUUUUGUAUAGAGAAGAAAAUGCAGUUUCCCAUAUUCACUAUAUUUCAGGCCAUCAGUAGCCAGUUUCCCGACAAGGGCACUGCUCAGGAGCUCAGAGAAAAAUACAUUGAGCUUACAUCCCGCAGCGAUCCCAACGCGCUACCGCCGGAAUGCACGCCCAAUAUUGACGGCCCCCUCGCUGAGUCCGUGUCUCGCGACCAGACCAUGCAUUCGUUCCACACACUCUUCUGUCGGCGCUGCUUCAAAUACGACUGCUUCUUGCACCGUUUACAAGCGUGCCACCCCGGCCCUAACUUGACGAAACGUAAGGGGCCCGACCUAAAACCCUUCAAUGAGCCCUGCGGACCUAGUUGCUACAUGCUUUUGGAGGGGAUGCGUGAGAAACUAGCUCGGGAGAAGCUCGCGGGGGAAGAGGACAGCAACAACAAAGGGAACAAAACUCACGCCAUCGACUCACCCAACGACGCCUCCUCCGAGGACAGUAACGACAGCAACCGCUUCCAGAAGGAUAUGCCAGACAGAUUAGAUACAAAAAGGUGUAAUGUUGGUGCAGGUAGCAACAGCAACUCCAGCAACAGCAACUGGAGCUCCAAGAGUCACCUGCCGCAGGGAGACGCAGCGCUGGAACCAGCUGAGCCUGCUUACAACGCUUUAGGAUUGACGGUGGGCGACAUAGACUCUGAGUGGACGGGGUCGGACCAGUCACUGUUUAGAGCUCUGCAUAAAGUGUUCGUCUCCAACUAUUGUGCCAUCGCUCAACUCAUGCUCUCCAAGACUUGCCAACAGGUGUAUACGUACUGGAUCAACACUGGCCAAGAGGAAUGUAGAGUGGAGGCGGAACUAACGCCGCCGCGGAAGAAGAAGAAGAAACACCGUCUCUGGUCCGUGCAUUGCCGCAAGAUACAACUCAAAAAGGACUCCGCCUCUCAUCAUGUGUACAACUACACGCCGUGCGACCACCCCAACCAGCCGUGCGACAACAUGUGUCCGUGCCUGCAGUCCCAGAACUUCUGCGAGAAGUUCUGUCAAUGCAGCACCGACUGUCAGAACCGGUUCCCCGGGUGCCGCUGCAAGGCGACGUGCAACACGAAGCAGUGCCCGUGCUACCUGGGCGUGCGCGAGUGCGACCCCGACCUGUGCACCGCGUGCGGCGCCGACGCGCCCGCCCCGCCCCGCGCCACCGCCCGCCACGCCCCGCAGCAGUUCUGUAAGAACGUGUCGGUGCAGAGGGGUUUACACAAGCACCUGCUGCUCGCCCCCAGCGACGUGGCGGGUUGGGGUAUAUUCCUGAAAGAUGCUGCACACAAGAACGAGUUCAUCUCGGAGUAUUGCGGCGAGAUCAUAUCACAGGACGAGGCAGACCGUCGCGGGAAAGUCUACGACAAGUACAUGUGCUCCUUUCUGUUUAACCUCAACAAUGAUUUCGUCGUGGACGCGACUCGUAAAGGUAAUAAAAUACGCUUCGCCAAUCACUCCAUCAACCCCAAUUGCUACGCAAAGGUGAUGAUGGUGAACGGUGAUCACCGCAUAGGCAUAUUCGCCAAGAGAGCCAUUCAGCCUGGAGAAGAGCUGUUCUUUGAUUACAGAUACGGACCAACGGAACAGCUUAAGUUUGUUGGCAUCGAAAGAGAAAUGGAAUUCUUAUGA